Messenger RNA from Aspergillus glaucus CBS 516.65, 758 nucleotides. RefSeq lists its product as uncharacterized. The transcript has 2 exons. The record is from RefSeq and is a predicted model, not a curated record. The coding region runs from base 28 to 360 and encodes 110 amino acids. Lineage: Eukaryota; Fungi; Ascomycota; Eurotiomycetes; Eurotiales; Aspergillaceae.
UAUCAGACAUACAAACCCAAUGAAGCAAUGAUAGGCGCACAGGAUAAUCAGACUCAAAGCGAGAAAAUGGUAAGAUUAAUAAAGGACUUCAUCUCGAAACACAUCCCAGACGAUGAAUACCAGGACCUACGCGCAAUUCUCCUCAGUGGAGAAGCCCCACAGCCUGCCGUGGAUAAAUUUCGCGAUAUCUUGGCUCUAGCAAUUCCCGAAGACUGGAAAGUGCACAUGCGCGACCAGAUCGAUCCUAUUUUUGUCGGCGCUGCAGGAGCAGCCUAUCGAGCCAAGAUACAAUUGGAAGAUCCAAGCUUCCACAAUGACAUUCAUGUUUGCGGUCAGCUUGAAGAACACGAUGAGCUCUAAUGGACAGCAAGUGGGGAGGUGCAUUGGCAACGGGGCGUUGAUUGAUUCCGAAUUCAACAGGAAACGAAUCUUCGUGAUAGCCGCCAGACUACAAAGCAUGAGCUGGUCGUUUAAUGAAGUCGUAAUGUGACACAAGAAUCCAUCCUCGCCAAGAGAUCUGAUAAUCAAGGUCAGCUCAACCACUGUUAAGAGAACAAAUGUGAACGCUGUAUUCUUAUUUCGUGCGCCAAUGUCUCCCGGAAGCACAUCAUGCAUUUUAUAUUCACAUCAUACGCUGCCGUUUCCGGUAUCCUUUCAGCAACUUGGAACAGAGUCCAAAGAUGGUUGAAAAAAAGCGUGUUAUAGCAUCGAUGAUAGGAUUCUACAGACACAAACAAUGCAAGAGAGUGGACACCGUG